Messenger RNA from Colius striatus (speckled mousebird), 1224 nucleotides. RefSeq names its product splicing factor 3a subunit 2 (gene SF3A2). Gene Ontology annotation, molecular function: zinc ion binding; nucleic acid binding. Lineage: Eukaryota; Metazoa; Chordata; Aves; Coliiformes; Coliidae. The transcript is spliced from 9 exons. The coding region runs from base 132 to 1079 and encodes 315 amino acids. Gene Ontology annotation, cellular component: U2 snRNP; catalytic step 2 spliceosome; nucleus. The record is from RefSeq and is a predicted model, not a curated record. Gene Ontology annotation, biological process: spliceosomal complex assembly.
GCGGCCGGAGCCCGGGACGGAGCGGAACGGAACGGAACGGGACGGGACGGGACGGGGGGUGAGGGGAGGCCUUGGCCGACCCUGAAGGAUUUUGUUUCUCCAUAAGCAACUGAAGCACAGAGGUUCCCAUCAUGGAUUUCCAGCACCGUCCUGGAGGGAAAACUGGAAGCGGAGGCGUAGCCUCAGCCUCGGAGAGCAACCGAGACCGCAGGGAGCGGCUCCGGCAGCUGGCGCUGGAAACCAUCGACAUCAACAAGGACCCUUACUUUAUGAAAAACCACCUGGGCUCUUACGAAUGCAAGCUUUGCCUGACGCUGCACAACAACGAGGGAAGUUACUUAGCACAUACCCAGGGGAAGAAGCAUCAGACUAAUUUGGCCCGUCGAGCUGCCAAGGAAGCCAAGGAAGCCCCGGCCCAGCCCGCGCCGGAGAAGGUCAAAGUGGAAGUGAAGAAGUUUGUGAAGAUCGGCCGGCCGGGUUACAAAGUGACCAAACAGAGAGAUCCAGAAACAGGCCAGCAGAGCCUUCUCUUCCAGAUCGAUUACCCCGAGAUCGCAGAGAGCAUCAUGCCCCGGCACCGCUUCAUGUCGGCGUACGAGCAGCGCAUCGAGCCGCCCGACCGGCGCUGGCAGUACCUGCUCAUGGCAGCCGAGCCCUACGAGACCAUCGCCUUCAAGGUGCCAAGCAGAGAAAUCGACAAAGCAGAGGGAAAGUUUUGGACCCACUGGAACAGGGAAACCAAACAGUUCUUCCUUCAGUUCCACUUCAAGAUGGAGAAGCCCCCAGCUCCCCCAAACCUCCCUCCAGGGCCCCCGACCGUCAAGCGGCCGCCGCCGCCGCCGCUGAUGAACGGGCUGCCCCCGCGGCCCCCCCUGCCCGACACCAUGCCCCCCCCUCCCCCUGGGGGCAUGACCCUGCCCCCCAUGCCUCCCUCGGGGCCCGUGCCACCCCCUCCAGUGCCACCUCAGCUGCCACCAGCCCCCGGGGUGCCCCCCCCGGCUCCUCUGCCGCCCAUGAUGAGGCCGCCCCUGCCCACCGAGGGCCCGGGCACCAUCCCCCCUCCGCCUCCCUCCAACUGAAGCCCGUCCCGACUCGUCCCGCUGGACUCCUUCAGCUUCUGCCUUUUUGUACACAGACCACGGCUGGCUCAGAGGAAGGUUUGUUUUAUACACCUGGGAGUUUGAUUUACCCUGUAGGUUCAUUAAAACCUUUCCAUUUUCCUUC